AUGCCAACACCAUCAUCACAAACAUUGUCAAUGACAAAAAAUGAUAAAUCACGAAUAAGUACAAAUAAUAAUCGGACGAACGGUAGUCAUUGUAAACAAUCUGUUAUCAAAGAGUCAUCGGUGAGAAGAAAAACGACAACACCAACAAUGAUGUAUUAUAGACAGCGUAGUACAAGUGCACCAUUAAAUAUUUCAAGAACAAAAUCCAUGAUAAAUAAUAAAAAUGAUAAAAGUGUGGUAAAUAUUCAUAUUAAUGGUCCAGAAAUCACAUUAUUACCGGCCGAAGAGCAAGCUGUUCGAAAAAUGUAUCAGAAACUUCAGCAAUUACAGCCAGAUGGUGUAUGUGUUGAAUUAAAUACACUAAGAAGAGCACUGUAUCCACCAACCGUCCAAAAUUCUUUGAUAACAAAUCAAAAUGAGAGAAGAUUGUCAGUUGAAAGAGUUCCAACAAGACCAUGGGCCAGUGCUGAUGAUGAACUAUCGAAUAAAUAUAAAAUCAAUUUACAAAAUGUUCAAAAUGACUAUCGUGCAGAGGCAAUGAAACAAGAAGAAACUGAACGUAAAAAAUUAGAAAAUCUUGAUUACGUAUAUCAACAAGUGAAAAAACAUGCAGAAAUAAACUAUAGUUAUUAUACAAGAACGAACAAAUAA
Messenger RNA from Didymodactylos carnosus, 651 nucleotides. The record is from the annotation of a GenBank genome assembly. NCBI's taxonomy places the organism in Eukaryota, Metazoa, Rotifera, Eurotatoria, Philodinida, Philodinidae.